Messenger RNA from Anopheles marshallii, 1641 nucleotides. RefSeq names its product coiled-coil domain-containing protein 22 homolog. NCBI's taxonomy places the organism in Eukaryota, Metazoa, Arthropoda, Insecta, Diptera, Culicidae. The transcript has 5 exons. Gene Ontology annotation, molecular function: cullin family protein binding. Bases 1 to 1641 code for a protein of 546 amino acids. Gene Ontology annotation, biological process: positive regulation of ubiquitin-dependent protein catabolic process. The record is from RefSeq and is a predicted model, not a curated record.
AUGGAUGACAUCGACAAUAUUAUUCUGCACUCAUUGCGUCAGAUCGAUUGUGAUCUCGACGAAGAAAUACAGGGAUUGGAACAGUUUACGCCUUCUAUUUUAGUUCGAACCGUGUCAAAAUGUUUGCUGCUAAUCGAUCCUUCCCUGGAUCUGCCGCAUACACUUCCGCCCGGAAUGGCACAAAGGUUCACCGUUACUGCACAGCUAGCGGAAGCUUGCUCGACCGUGGGAUAUCGGCGAGAUAUUGGCUACCAAACGUUCCUGUACCCGAAUGUGGCCGAAGUGCGCCGUGUGUUCAUGUUUCUCAUCGAACAACUGCCCAAAGACACAACCGACGCGGCGGAUCCGGAGGCACCCUUCGAUCGGGUAACGGAUUUGGAAAAUCGUAUCUUGGAAAACAUGCGCCAGCAGUUGCGGGGUUGUUGGCGUACCGAUCCGUCCCCAUUAGAUCUCCGAAAUUCGUCACUGGGUUGGCCAAGCCGUAGCCGUACUAACAUUCCCUUCGUAACGCAAAGCGACGUUACGGCCGAAAUUAAGGAAUACUGGUUACGUCGCAGUGGAUUUUGGGAGGAGGACAAAAAUGAAGUAGAUCGACAGCUACCUGAAGCUGCCAUAAGUUCAGAGGAAUCUAUUUUAAAGUUACAAGCCUACUACGCGGAACAUAAAUCGAAAUCUCCGUUGACGGAAGAGCUGGAACAACAAGAAUCGCCCAGCAGUUUCGAUCAGCUUGAUACUCUCCAGCGAGAAAUCGCUAAAAUUAAAACGGCCAUUGAAGAGACUAAGCGCGAACAGCGAGAACUCCAGUCGAAAUGCGCGGUUGCCGGUGAGAGCGGAAAAGCCUUGGAAACGCUAACCGAAAAGUUGAAAGAGGAAAAAAAGAUUAAAGAACGAACGCACAUUCUGUUGGAGAAUCCGGAGGUGAAUGUGGCCAAGCUGGAGUUAAUUAUUUCCGCCGCCGGUGAGAAGAUGAAAAAGUUGCAAAGCCAAUGGGAAUCGCAUCGUGCACCGUUAAUGGCCACGUUGCAGGAACAUCAAGCCAAAAAUUCGGAUCAAGUCAGUAAAUCUCAAAAAGUAGUUGAUCAGAUUGAAUCCGCGCGGCACAAAUCGGAGGAAGUUAUCGUGGAUCUGCAAACGAAGAGCGCUCUACACGCGCGACUGGUGCAAGAGUAUGAGCGGAUGGGUAAAACCGUCAGUCGCACCGCAUACACGAGCCGUAUUCUGGAGAUUGUCGGCAAUAUUCGUAAGCAGAAGACGGACAUUGACAAAAUUCUACACGAUACGCGCAGUCUGCAGAAGGAAAUCAACUCAAUCACUGGACAACUCGACCGUCAGUUUACCGUAACGGAUGAUCUGAUCUUUCGGAAUGCAAAGCGGGAUGAGUACUGCAAGCGUGCCUACAUUUUACUCGUUGCUCUGCAUACCGAGUGUAGCGAACUGAUCGCACUGGUACAGGACACCGGCACCGUGAAGCGGGAAGUACGCGAGCUAGAAGAUCAGAUCGAGCACGAAAAGGAUCGAAACGUAGCAGCGAAUUUGUCUCAGAUCGAGCAAGAUUUGGAGGAAAUGCAACAGGAAAGCCGUCGGCUGGAGGAAGCCAUACUCCAGCUGGAAAUGUCCACGGCAUCGAACGGGACGAAGUAA